This is a messenger RNA of Fusarium proliferatum ET1, 1137 nucleotides long. RefSeq lists its product as uncharacterized. The transcript is spliced from 2 exons. Gene Ontology annotation, molecular function: protein binding. Lineage: Eukaryota; Fungi; Ascomycota; Sordariomycetes; Hypocreales; Nectriaceae. The coding region runs from base 1 to 1137 and encodes 378 amino acids. The record is from RefSeq and is a predicted model, not a curated record.
AUGAAGUUCAUCAACGCGCUUCUUGUUACAGCCUCACUCACCCACGCCCAUCCGAAGCCUCACAAGUCAGACCGGGCAUUGUAUUUCCUCGACAGCGACCCCCAGGGUGCCUCUGUUGUCUCAAUCAGCAUUGCCGAGGAUGGCUCGUUCGGUCAGCCACGUAGGACCUCUACCGGUGGAAGGGGUCUUAUCAGUAGCAACGUGAAUGGCACUGUCACGAUGGAUCCCCUGUUCUCUCAAGGUUCCAUUGUCGUGAGCGGAAACCGCUUGUUCACCGUCAAUGCCGGCUCCAACACUUUGGCCGCUUUCCAUAUCCCAAAGGAGAACCCAGCUCGCCCAGUUCUUCUCGGAGAGCCUGUCGAUACUGUCGGCACAGUUCCCAACACAGUUGCCUAUUCUCGCAAGAACAAGAUUGCUUGCGUCGCCAAUACUGGAACCAAGCCGGGCGUCCAGUGCUUCACGGUCUCGGACUGCGAUGGCUUGAAGCCCCAGGGCAGUCUCAAGCCUCUUCCUGUCUUUGGCCAGACAUCCCCUCCAACCGGACCUCCGAACACUGUUUCCAACAUUCUCUUCAACCCUUCUGAGACGGCCCUGUUCGUCACCAUCAAGGGCAACGGUAUGGAGAAUGGUUUCGUUUAUGCUUACAAAGUCGAGGAUGGCCGUGUGAGCGAGGAAGCCGUCAAGUCACAGCCCAAUAACUUACCAGUUGCUUUUGGAAUGAGCUUUAUUUCAGACGCCUCAGCUGUUGUUUCCACGCCCGCUUAUGGUGCAGCAUUCGUGUCCAUCACCCAUGAUCUCACUGUACUCACCAAGACCAAUAUCACUGUCCCAAAACAAAUGGCCACUUGCUGGACCGCUACUUCCGCUGGCUCUAGUUCUGUCUAUCUACUCGAUGCUGCUGUUCCCGACGUCACUGCCCUCAACACAAAGAAUAUGGCUAUCGGACGUACUCUCCCUGGAUAUACUGCUGGUAAGGGCAACUUCGAUGCCAUUAUUAGUGGCUCCAAGCUCUAUGUUCUGCAGGCUGCUCCAGCGAUUGCUGUUUUUGACCUGCAGCAUAAUUCAUAUGAUCCAAAAGUGAUCGACCUGAGCGGGCUUGGAAACCGUGCCCCUUGGACUGGAAUGGCUGUUUACUGA